AUGGGGAUCCCAUAUGCUACUAUAAGCAUGGGAAACUUAGGGUUCACUCUUGAACCAUUGACCACUUUCCUCACAGCCAUUGUUGAUGAGAAUCAGGGCCGGUCUUUGAAAAGACAGCAGUUGACAGUCUUGUCUCGCCUUCGACCUGAAGCACCAGCAUUAGUUCCUGCUUCUUCUAGUGUUCUCUCACGUGCUGCACCUUCAGUCACUCCUGACGUUGAUGGGCAACUGCUGAAGGGUCCAGAGUUGUGUACAUCCCCAAUUGGCGGCGCGUCUGUAAACAGCAAACAAUCCUCAUCGACCGCAAACACUGUUUACUACUCGCCCCCUUCAGUCAGCCCAACCCUCGCACUUCUCCAGCACUCUCUUCCUUUUACUCCUCACCUUGCCUCAACCCUCAUCUCUUCUCCCUCUCACUCUCGUGAGGCUUCCUUUGUCACUGCCGUGCCUAUCCCGUCGCCAGAGCCCCCAGAACGGUGCUUCCUGGCUAAAGCCUCCAUUUUUCCGACUCCUGAGCAUCAUUUGCUCGAUAUCCCAUCCGUGGCAGCCACGCACAUCCUUUGCUCUGAGUGUCACUCCUCUCAACCAAAGAUGACUGCUCAUGAGCCUUCCCUCUCCAAUCAGAAAGAGAUCGUUCCCCCUCCUGUGUAUGCAUGCGACAGCACCAGACCUGCUGACUUGCACGACCUGACCUUCGUUCCAAAUGUGCAGCAAAUCCCCACUGCAAACACCAUGUCCCAGCAGAGCGGAUAUGGAUAUCCUCUCCCUUCAGCCCCUCCGUCGCCUGCUCAGCAUGGCUCCCACCCAAUGCGCACCACAGGCCAGCAAGCUUACGGUACUCAAUAUGAACCGGAUGGUCCACCCCAACUUCCGUACCGGCAAGGACCUCAGUACGUGUACUUGCCAUCGGGUCCUUUGCUAGGCCCAAGUAACGCUCCUCACGGCUUUUGGAUGAGCGCCAUGGAGGAAAGAGCCGCCUGUGAACCUACCUUCCAGAUGCCCCCACCAGGCUUGUUCCCUCGACCACGUUUGAUUCAGCCCCAUUGGACUGAAAGUGCCCCUGACAUGCACCAUGGUGUUCCUGCCGCUGUUCAGUCUGUCUCUCCCUCGUUCCAGAGCUCAGAUGAUGAUCCAUUCUACUGUGUUCCGGACUCUUUUGUCGCUCCACCUGGUCAUGAGGCUCUUGGCCCAACCCUCAGCAUUCCUCGUGAUCAGGUGCAUCCAGCACAGAUUCCUGAGCAGGUGCCGGUGAGUGAGCAGUCUGGAGACAACUCAGCUCUGAGAUCUCGACCAAUGAUGACCCCCGCAGAAUCUGGAAGGACUUGGGCCAGCACAUCAAAGAGACUCCCACCAGGACUUGCUCAACAUUGGCCACCAUCACAGUCAGCGAAAAUGUGGGGAACUGGACAAUUUCAAUCCACUCCGACAAAGAUGGCUGCACUGAACCCCAUGUAUCAUAGACCGAGCGGACAGGAGGCUUUUCAGAAGGAGCUCCAGCAAGGUCAAAUGAGCCCUGUCUCACAACAUGGGGUUCACUCUUUUGAGCAGAACAUCGAUCACGCACAGCAGGCAGUGCCGAUCUUUCCUCAGCAAAGGAGAGUGGUGACUGAGGAUAUGGUGCCAAAGAAGUACAGAAGGGACCAGGUCGUACUCUGGGACCACACCGCGAAAGAUGCCAGUAACUCUCAAAGCCAAAGGGCUGGAGGCAAUUUCAAACUCCGAUAUGAGGCGGUCCCCUACCCUGAAUGCCUGUCAUGCAAGCCUGCGAGUCUGGUGCCCUCUCCUUUUCACCCUCCGAAGCAGCAUUCCGAGGACUUUGCGCGUCACAAGCGCAAUCGUUCUUCCAUUUCAGCUGGACACGACCAACCUCUUUUGCGCUUUGAGAGCGAAAGUCAUGAGAAGAUGCCCAGCAAGGGCAAGAAGAAGAUGGGUACUGUUGAGCUCGUGCGGCUUGCCCAUGGUGAAUCUUCCAAGCAGCCGAGCAUCGACCAGGUCAAGAUUGGAGAUGAGACCAACGCCGACAUGAAUGGCCAUCACAAGACGACCAAUAACUCCUCAGCACAACAACUCGUUCGGCUCUUUGCGCAGACAUUCGAGAAUCUAGCGUCUUAUGAUAAGGGCUACUCCAACUUCCAAGAGGUCCCACUGGAUCCAAGUGUCUACGACGUCCUUGGCAUGUCGGAUCCCAAGGGUGACUGGCGAGUGCAGCCGAGAUCAAUCUCAUCUGCUCCUCGUGGGAACAAUACAGAACCAUCGAGCCAGCUGGUUUUGUACCAGGAAAAGAAUGCUGGGCUCUCAGAUCAGCCAGUUCCGUACCGAAAGAGUAACACUGGACCUGGUCAUCAACCAGGCCCGCGUCACAGCUGGCUCGACAACCCAGAUGUCGAUCCUUUUAUCACCUCCUUCGAUACUUGCCCAGUCCGUUACCCUCGAUGGCCUGGAGUCCAAUCACCUCCGCUGCCUCGAGAGCGAACCCAAAACGCUGAAUAUUUGCGGCAGAAUCCGGUGUCGCUGUUUGGCCGUGACUCAAUGAUUGAAGUAGCCCCCUCAACAAGCGUUCAGCUGUUCAGUCGCUCAGUCCACUUUGCUGACGAGCCAGCCAUCGUGCUUUUCACUCCUGCUACUGUCGCUUCCAAUUCUGAUCCUACCAUCUCUCGCAUUCAGGAACUGAAUGCCAUCUUUGAGGAGGUAGAGUCAGAAUUCCACGAAAGACACAUGAUCGGCAUCACCCGGCACACCAAGCAUCGACACAAACGCCCUUGA
Messenger RNA from Penicillium oxalicum, 2763 nucleotides. RefSeq lists its product as uncharacterized. The record is from RefSeq and is a predicted model, not a curated record. NCBI's taxonomy places the organism in Eukaryota, Fungi, Ascomycota, Eurotiomycetes, Eurotiales, Aspergillaceae. Bases 1 to 2763 code for a protein of 920 amino acids. The transcript is spliced from 2 exons.